AUGGCCUGCAAUCGAAAGGAUACGGAUAAGAAGGUUGACACAACUAUCGGACAUCAAAAUCUGACCGAAGUCCAAACCAUGCAAGAGAACAACUUUUCAAGCAUUAAAGUCUUUGAGAUAUGUAUAUUUUUUGUCAUCUUAGUUGUAGGUGUCAUUGGAAAUGGACUUGUCAUCUUUGUGACCGGCUACAAAAUGAAGACGACAGUCAACUCCAUUUGGUUUCUCAACUUGGCGAUUGCAGACUUCCGUUUUAUUAUGUUCUUGGUUUACGACAUUAUUGUUGCCUUUGAUAAUGGUAUAUUUUGGGAUUGGAACAAACUCAUUAAUGCAUGUUUGACUUUUGUUUGUGCGCUAAAUUUGUUUGCAAGUAUUUUCUUUCUGACAGUUAUCAGUGUGGAUCAAUGUCUGUGCACAUAUUUUGUUGUUUGGGUUCAGAACAAACGAACUUUAGUCAAAGCCAGAAUCAUCUGUGUAUUUGUGUGGAUUUUAUCCAUCUGCUGCAGCAUUCCAUCUGGCAUUGAUCAGUAUGUACUUAAAGAUGAAAAUCUCAUCAAUGUCUAUACAUCUCUGCACACAUACCUGUUCAUUGUUGGAUUUUUUAUUCCCUUUAAAAUCAUUGCGUCUUCAUACAUAGCUAUUGGUGUGCAGGUAAAACAUUUCAAAACAGGAAAGCAGCUUCGGCCUUACCGGAUCAUAUCUGUGAUUCUGGCUUUUUUCAUAUGCUGGUUUCCUCAUCAUGUACAUAGUUUGUGUUUAAUAAGUGCAUAUAAGUAUAACUGGAGUGCCAGUGCUAUAGAGAAAAUCAAUGAUGCAGAACCUUUUGUAGACUGUCUGGCUUAUCUGAACAGUUGUCUGAACCCCAUUCUCUAUGUGUUCAUGUGUGAUGAGUAUAAGAAGAAACUUAAAAAGUCUCUCCUGCUGGUGUUUGAGGCGGCUUUUACUGAAGAGCAUCUGAGUUUAAGAUCAACUCCACUUCCUCACAACUCUCAAUGUCAGCAGGUACUACGUGUACAGACAGAAGAAACAACCAUCUGA
Messenger RNA from Misgurnus anguillicaudatus (oriental weatherfish), 1035 nucleotides. The record is from RefSeq and is a predicted model, not a curated record. Lineage: Eukaryota; Metazoa; Chordata; Actinopteri; Cypriniformes; Cobitidae.